Oreochromis aureus is the source of this 1005-nucleotide messenger RNA. Its product is annotated as trace amine-associated receptor 13c-like. Bases 1 to 1005 code for a protein of 334 amino acids. The transcript is spliced from 3 exons. Gene Ontology annotation, cellular component: membrane. The record is from RefSeq and is a predicted model, not a curated record. Lineage: Eukaryota; Metazoa; Chordata; Actinopteri; Cichliformes; Cichlidae. Gene Ontology annotation, molecular function: trace-amine receptor activity. Gene Ontology annotation, biological process: G protein-coupled receptor signaling pathway.
AUGCCCUCCAUCUACAAGAUGAUGGAGAACAAGGACAGUAUAUGCUUUCCAGAACUCUUCAACUCUUCCUGCAGGAGACGAGCACUUCACUGGUCUGAAACUGUGCCCCUAAAUAUCCUGCUGUGCUCCAUCUCUGCGAUCACUAUAGCUCUGAACCUCCUUGUCAUCAUCUCAGUCUCCUACUUCAGGCAGCUCCACACACCCACUAACAUCCUCCUCCUCUCUUUGGCUGUGUCAGACUUUCUUGUGGGGUUCCUGUUGCUGCCUGGAGAAAUCUUCCUAGGAAUAGCCUGCUGGGCUUUCGGUAACCUUUUGUGUUCUCUCUUUAAUUAUGUGUCUUUCAUCAUUACCUCGGCUUCAGUGGGAAACAUGGUUCUCAUAUCAGUUGACCGCUAUGUGGCGAUUUGUUAUCCUCUGCAUUACUCUACCAGAAUUACUGUGACCAGAGUUAAACGCUCUGUUUGUUUGUGUUGGCUCUGUUGUGUUUUGUACAGUAGUGCCCUUUUAAAAGAUGAGCUGAUUCAACCAGGAGGGCAUAAUUCCUGCUAUGGAGAAUGUGUUUUUGUCAUCAACUUUAUUGCAGGAACUGUUGAUCUUUUGUUAACCUUUAUUGUUCCUAUUUCUGUUAUCGUAGUUCUGUAUAUGAGAGUAUUUGUAGUGGCUGUGUCUCAGGCCCGUGCCAUGCGCUCUCAUGUUACAGCUGUCACACUGCAGCUUUCAGUGAAUCUCACAACAAAGAAAUCAGAGUUGAAAGCAGGAAGGACUCUUGGUGUUCUAAUAGUUGUGUUUCUAAUGUGUUUCUGUCCAUACUAUUGCGCUUCUUUUGCAGUGGAAGACUCACUCAGUGAGUCAUCCACAUCCCUUGUCCGUUAUCUCUUCUAUUUUAACUCCUGUUUGAACCCUGUGAUCUAUGCACUAUUUUACCCCUGGUUUAGAAAAGCUAUUAAACACAUUGUCAUGCUUCAGAUAUUUCACACUGGCUCCCGUGAGGCCAACAUACUAUAG